AACUGUCUUUAGAGAAGGGCCCUUAUGCAUUAUGAUCUCGCUGAAACCGACUUUCAUUAAUCGCAAACACUCGGAUGCGUUCAUUGACUUGUGGUUAACAAAAACUUGUUUUAUGGAUUCCAACGAAAUGGAUUUCAAUUUUUCAUUCUUGCAGUAGACAGUAAGACGGAAUAUUAACAACCUGGAUGCUUUUCGCCUUUGACGUCGCAUCUAUGCAAUCGAGGAUAAUUAAAUCGUCCCCAAACAACAUGGACGUUCAUAAGAAAACAUGUGGAAGAGAUUCUUGCGUGAAACAAAUAUCAUCCAGUCGGAAAAAAAACACAACCGUCGAACCAGUAAACCUAUGCGUUGGUCUAAAGGUUCCGGGCUUUAAGGAAACACCAAUCUGCAUUUACGAUCCGAAAAUUGAUAAUUAUAUUUCGGCGUCGUUGGCGGCAAAAGGACUUUGGGAAGGUCAUCUGGUAACGGUUGUACACAAGAUUCUAUCACGAGAACCGGAAAUGGAGUUUAUGGACAUGGGCUGCAAUGUCGGAGUGUACACGAUCACCGUCGCUCAGCGGGGACGAAAGGUGGUCGCCAUCGAUGCAAACAAACGUAAUCUAGAACUACUUAUUACGUCUUUGCAAAUGGGUAAACUAACGCAAAACGUUACGCUGUUGUGGAACGCUUUGUCAGACAAGGUGGAAACAAUGAACCUAAGAUUAGACUUGGGAAUAGCUGAAAAAAAUAUUGGGGGUACACGUGUUGAGAGUGGUGGAACUUUCUCCGAAAUCGGUACUACGGUGCAAUCGGUGACGCUCGAUGAUCUGAUUGGACAUUUUGGAAAGCAUUCAGUGUUCAUAAAAAUUGACAUUGAAACCAGUGAAUGGAAGGCGCUCAUGGGUGGCAAACAGUUCUUUGAAUCGGUGCAUAUCAAGUACAUACUCAUGGAAUGGAUGCAUUACAAAAACGACAAACUCUGUUACGGCGAUUACAUUAUCAAUUUUCUCUCUGACAGAUCAUUCCUUGCCUACGAUCCUCAAAAUAUGAACAGAGCGCUUAAAAUCAAAGACAGGUACACGUGGCCGACGGAUGUAUUGUGGAUGAAGACAGCAUAAGCUUUUCACAUUACACAAGAUGAUCAACCCGUGAUCAUCCCAUAGCUUCAACGCGUUCUUGUUAACGUGAACAUAUCAAAAGUGUUGUUUGAUGUCUUGUAAAACAUAUUUUAUCAUUUAUUGAACUUGACUGACUUAUAAUUGUCAUUUAUGAAGCUAUGUUAAACAUGGACGAUAAUAAAAGGAUGGGCAAUUAGAAGUUGCGUACUGUCGUAGUGACUUAACCAAUACUAUAGAUUGGAUUUUAACACGAUAAUUAUUCCGAGUUCGAUAUCCUUGAAUGCUUUUUUUUAUAGAUUUAGUUUAUAUUAAAUUGUCAAGUGUUG
Dreissena polymorpha is the source of this 1423-nucleotide messenger RNA. RefSeq lists its product as uncharacterized. NCBI's taxonomy places the organism in Eukaryota, Metazoa, Mollusca, Bivalvia, Myida, Dreissenidae. The record is from RefSeq and is a predicted model, not a curated record. Bases 186 to 1097 code for a protein of 303 amino acids. The transcript has 2 exons.